Boeremia exigua is the source of this 978-nucleotide messenger RNA. Its product is annotated as vacuolar ATP synthase-like protein 16 kDa proteolipid subunit. Gene Ontology annotation, cellular component: proton-transporting V-type ATPase, V0 domain. The record is from RefSeq and is a predicted model, not a curated record. Lineage: Eukaryota; Fungi; Ascomycota; Dothideomycetes; Pleosporales; Didymellaceae. The transcript has 8 exons. Gene Ontology annotation, molecular function: proton-transporting ATPase activity, rotational mechanism. The coding region runs from base 113 to 607 and encodes 164 amino acids. Gene Ontology annotation, biological process: proton transmembrane transport.
CGGGCGGUCACGUGUUCGACGUCGUCAAGUCGUCGACCCCCAUCGCCCGUCGACGCCGCAACCCAACACCCGCCCGCCCUCCGCAUCACGCCGUCGCUGCCACACUCGCACCAUGUCGGGCCAGAUCGACAACCUCGCGCCCAGCUUCGCGCCGUUCUUCGGCAUGAGCGGCAUCUUCUUCGCAAUGACCUUUGGAUGCAUGGGAGCUGCCUAUGGCACAGCCAAAGCCGGUGUGGGCAUUGCUGGUAUUGGAACAUACAGGCCCGACCUGAUCAUGAAGUCGCUCAUCCCCAUCGUCAUGUCCGGUAUCUUGGCUGUCUACGCCCUCGUCAUCUCGGUCCUGAUCGCCAGCGACAUCAAGCCCCCGCCUGAGAAGGAGUACUCGCUGUUUGCCGGCUUUAUGCACAUGGGCGCCGGCUUGUCUGUCGGCCUGUCCGGCCUGGCUGCCGGCUACGCAAUUGGCAUUGUUGGAGACGCCGGUGUGCGUGCGUUCAUGCGUCAGUCGAGGAUCUUUGUUGGAAUGGUCCUCAUUCUGAUUUUCGCCGAAGUCUUGGGUCUCUACGGUCUCAUUGUCGCCCUCAUCAUGAACACUCGCGCCAGUGGCUGAGCUAGGCCGUGGCAAUGGCGUCGUCAUGUACGAAUACUCGGUGUAGAAGAAACAUUUGCAUGCACAUAUCAGGCGUUAGGAGCAAGCGUUCAGUGGGGUCAGUCUUUAGAGCUUGAAGAGGCGGGUCCAGCGUAGAGGACGUGUAAAUUGGCAGCACUGCAAUCAAGUAUGACUUGGAUGGAAUGCACGAUUUUGGAUAUUUAUUGUGAACGAUGGAACAAUCGCAAUCACGUGCUGUAGUUGAUGACCGGCUUGAUCGACUACUGUGUACUACCAACCUGCCAGCUUGAGUAAGCGCGGCAGGACGCGAGGGAUGCUGGCAGCGAUGGCUCGGCUUGAUGACUCGGGCUGAAACGGCGUCGUGAAUCACG